Molecule: messenger RNA, 1527 nt
Organism: Melanotaenia boesemani (Boeseman's rainbowfish)
Lineage: Eukaryota; Metazoa; Chordata; Actinopteri; Atheriniformes; Melanotaeniidae
Product: E3 ubiquitin-protein ligase MARCHF7-like
Exons: 9
Coding region: 109-1440 (443 amino acids)
Molecular function (GO): zinc ion binding
Source: RefSeq, a predicted model, not a curated record
CGCCUCAUUUGGACCAACAUUCACCCGUAGUUGUUUACAAGAGCUAACUGUAGCUAGAACUCCCUACAAAAGCUGUUAUCUUACACAUCGACCCGUCUAAAUUAAAACAUGGAGUAUAUCAAGGCAGUGGCAAACCCAAUGCUAAAGUAUUUCAGGAAGUGGACACAAUGUUGCUGGCUAUGUUGUUGCUUAGAGAACGCAGACACUUUGAGAAGUCAACGAAGUUCCAGCAUACAGAUUUCAUCCCCCGAAGUAGUUGCAAUGGAAUCUUUUGAGUCGUCCUCUUGCAGUUCUGAGGAAAGUGUGUCAUCUGAGCCGAGAAGCCCACACAACCAAAGCUCAAUGUCUUUCCGUCAGGCUAUCCCCAGCAGAACCCAGAUUCGGAAUGCCGAGCUGGCAGUGAAUUCAAAGAUGCCUUGCAGAGCAGCGCACCCCCUGCUUUUCCAAGACAACUUAGCACACCUGAGACUGAAUCACAACCGGGGCAGACCUGAGCAUGUGCGACACAGACAAAUUAACAGACCCACCCACGGUGGGAAAAAGCAAGUUAACCCGAGGAACAGGUGUAUGAUGCAACACCUUCCUCACAGAACAAACAUGGAGGAGAUCAAUGCCUCUGAACUUCACUCCACUGCUGAGAAUCUGGACAAUUUUGGUAGGGCUUCAACCCUUUGUUCCAGUCUUCCAUCUCAUGAAGAGGAUGAGGGUGGUGACUCAAACAUGUCCCAGCUGGACAUGUCUAGGCAUUUGGUUGCCUCUCUAAGGUCUAGCUUCUCUCAGAGUCACCUAACUCGUGUUGAAAUGGAAGAAGACACUUUACAAAGAAGAACAAGUGCAACUGACACACUGCAGUCCUCCACUGAGGCACAGCGUCCAUCGGCCCCUGACAACACAGACAGUUUGGUGAGGUUAUAUGGUUCAUGUCAAGGAGCAGCGAAAUACACACCCUCCCGGUUUCCAAAAGACUCCAGAAGAGACAAAGAAAGGUCAUCAGACACGUUGCCAGUUGAGGAAAUCAAGUGUCGGUACUGCCACUGUAGUGAAACGUCACCAGACAACCCACUGCUGUCACCCUGCAAGUGUUCAGGAAGUAUGCAAUUUGUUCACUUUGACUGCCUGAAACAAUGGCUCCGUGUCAAAAUCCAGUCAGGGUCAUUUCUCCAUAAUGCCCAAACAUGUGAGGUUUGCAAAAGUAACCUGCUGCUGGACCCGGAUACAUUUGACUGGAUUGACUUCUACCAAGAGCAACUGCGAAAUCAGAAUGACAUAGAGUCGGGUGGAGACCCUGAGGCAAGAGAAAUGGUAACAAGGUUACAAGAACUUGAGGUUGCCAUAUUAUCUACAUCGAGGAGACGGAUCACCAGGGUUUAUCCACAACGCAUGGCAUUUGGAAAUAGAAGGCCAUGGCCACAGCCACGGCCACGGCCAACUGAUGGUUAAUCUUCAGCUUGAGUUCACAUGGCUACAUGCUCAGUCUAUGCAACUGAACAUAUUGAGCAUAUUACAAUAAACUGCAAUGUGUGUAAA